AUGCAUCGCGAGCCGCGCCGACCGGAGGCCGACCAAGCUCCGGAACGGUCCGGAAAGUUGCUCCCAGGCAUGGAAGUACGCAUCGGGCGGACGGCGAGGCUACUGGUUCGAGGACCGUUGGUCAUGAAGGGUACCCGCGGCGAGCCACAAAAACGGCCGAAGCGAUCGGUGCCAGACGGGUGGCUCUCGACCGGAGAUGUCGUCACCGCCGACGCGGACGGCUACCUCACGAGACAUGUCACCGGCGACAUCGAGACGGCAGUGAAGACGUCGUCGUCUGUUGAUCCGCGCCGACGCCGCGGUCGGAGCAGCACGCUCACCACUGGGACUUGCGGCCGGGCCGCGGCACUCGCCAAGGACGCUCGGAUCGUCGACAUCGUUGCAACUGCUGUCUCGGGAAACUCGCGUCUGUCGAGGAGCCGGGAGCAGAUCAAGCGGUUUUCACGUACUCACCAUGUUCUGGGGCCAGGCGGCGACGAGCUGACACCGACGAUGAAGCUCAGGCGCAAGCCGAUAGCCGAGAAGUACGCAUCCGAAAUUGCAGCCCUCUAUGCGGAUUCCGGUCGUAGAGGACGUCUACGAGCCUGCGCCCUGCGCAUAGAUCAGCGUCUCGGUGGCCUUGACCACAAACGUAGCAGCCGAUCCCGGAACCAGAUCGAGUUCGGCCGCUGCGCUCGCCGUGAUGUCGGCAGACAAGCCCAGCUGGCCGGCUUCGUCCCUCCGCUCGCACUCGGACGGCAUCGCCUCGGUCGGUCCUCCGUCUGGCCCGCGAUAUCCACCCCGACCGGACUUCUGAGCACUCCGUCUCCGGCCAUCGUGCCGCUGCGCAAGUUGAUCCCGGCGAUGCGUGCUGCCGUGCACUACGCGGGCGGAGCGUCGUGCGUGACCAGUACGGCUGAGUCCGAUCGCCGGUCGGAGCACUCGGCGCAGUACCGACCGCAGCGCGGGGGCGGAGAGCGACAUCGAGCGCGGACCCGUUCCGUCGAGCGAAGCAGUUCGGGUUCGAGCAGCCAAUGCCCUCCUGACAGCUGCCAGCCCGUUGCCUUGGCCGCCGGAGAGCUGCAUGAAGGCCUGCCGGUCAGCCAAAUCGCCGGCGUCGACUGCCUCCAGCCAAUGGCGCGCGGACUCGGCGGAAUCGCGACGCGACCGCCCUGCACUCCGCGGCGCCCGAACGCCACGUUCGCAGCCGCGCCUGAGAUGGGGAAGAGAAGUGCCUCUGCUGCGCCCGAG
Molecule: messenger RNA, 1230 nt
Organism: Mesorhabditis spiculigera
Lineage: Eukaryota; Metazoa; Nematoda; Chromadorea; Rhabditida; Rhabditidae
Source: the annotation of a GenBank genome assembly